Messenger RNA from Psilocybe cubensis, 1215 nucleotides. RefSeq lists its product as uncharacterized. NCBI's taxonomy places the organism in Eukaryota, Fungi, Basidiomycota, Agaricomycetes, Agaricales, Agrocybaceae. Bases 1 to 1215 code for a protein of 404 amino acids. The transcript has a single exon. The record is from RefSeq and is a predicted model, not a curated record.
AUGCCUUCCUUUUGGUCAGCGUCCCUCGACCUCUUUCGGAAGGACCCGUCGUACAGGCACUUUGAUAACGCGAUGAAAUGUAUCAAUCUGUACAAUGAAAAGCAUGACGUUGAAGACCUCAACACUUCAAUAUCGCAUUUCCAAAUAUCACUCCGCAAUCGCGGGAAAACCAAAGAAAAACAUGCGCGUUAUAGCCUUGAUAAAAUCCUCACUCACUACUCGGAUGCGCUGUGGACUCGCUACCAGCUGGACGUGUCCAAGUUCGCAGCAGAUAUGGACAAAGUGAUCCAGUUGGAUGAGGAAAUUUGCAGGAUUUGGGGGUCGCAGAGCGACCAGCCAGCAAUAUCCGCCCCGCUCGCAAAGAAACGCCUUGCGCUUGCGAACCUUCAUGCUGCGAGGUGCUAUCGUGCCAUGAGGAGCUUUGAGAGGUCUAAACAGCAGGCGGACAAGGAUUUUGCAAAGGCUUCGUACGGCAAGGCGAUAGGCCAGAUUCGUACUGUGCUUUGGGAAAUGGAUACUGUCCCGCCCGAGGUACGCUGGAUUGCGCGCGUUAUGCGUGGGGUUGUUGUCACGACAUGGUGGGACCAUCAAGAUUUGGAGGGGGUAGAGAAUACACAAGAUGCGGAGCGGACCUUACAGGAAGCGAUUAACAAUAUCGCGGAUGCGUUGGAUAUUGGCGCACCUUUGACCAUCGACGCAGUCGAACAGGCCAAGUUCAAGGCGACACCUGAGACGUGCAUGCGCACGCUGGGUACAGCACACUAUGUAUGCUAUCAGAUCAGCGAGAGGUUAAGUGAUCUGGACGAUGCGAUCAGAUGGAAUCGCCAAUUGCUUAGUAGGAUAGGGCCAAUCCAUGAGGAGUAUGCAUAUUGCAAGUUUGAUCUGGCCCAGCAACUAUUCGAGAAAUACCAGCAUGAGCGGCGCACCAGGAAGAAUGGCACGGGUCACUAUUUGGAGGCCAAUACCGCCACCCCCGGUUCGCAGGCCUUGUAUGAUGCAGAAGUGGUGGCAAAGGCGUUGAUGGACGAGCUGCCUAAGAUGCAUGACACAGCAAAGUAUAGGGAAAUACAGGUCAAUUUGGAUAAGCUUUUGCGCACGAUGGACGCGCAUAGCGCGUACAGUGCUAGUAACAAGGGGUCGUCACUCAGGACUCCGUCGCCCGCUCCCUCUGCCCCCUCCUCUGGACACGCAAGCAUGUCUUGCGCUGGCGCUUGA